AGAGGAGGGGGCGGCCGCUGCCCACCCUGCCCCGCGAAGGCGCCGAGGCGGGGGCGAGGCGAGGCGAGGCGAGGCGGGCGCCGGCAACCCCUUCGCGGCAGCAGGAAACAGGAAUAUCUGUAUUACAGUGCUGCAGUUCUCAAUAAUGCAUUCACCAUCUUUCUCCUGGAGCUGCUCAAGCCUUUAAGCCUUGCUGAAAAGGAGGACUUCUGACGGUUCCCCAAUUCCACAAGUGUGUGGGAGGUUCUAAGAAGUGACAGUUUCAUUUAUUUCUUCAACAAAACAGAAGAAUGUUCUCAGUGGUCUUUCUCAGCAGCUCUUCAGCCUGUGGAAAGUGUGGGCAGUCUCUGUAUUCAGUAUCCUGGAAAAUGUGUGUUCCCUUGAAGAAGUGAUCUGUUGAAAGCGCAUACUUAAAAGAUUGUUCCACUGCUGCUGCACUGCUCAAAAGCCCUGAAAUGUCUAUUCUCGAAUAGUCCUUGGAAUUAGGAUUUCUUCUGCUGAAGAGACACUAGCUGCUGCAGUUAUCCAAGGAGCACCAGAGAGCAAAAACUCUUAAGAUGGCUCUGAGCAUUUUGUAUACAGUGUGGGGCUUGUUACUGGAAGUGGCAGUAGCGUUUGGUCCAGUACCAAGGAUCACUUGGGAACACAGAGAGGUCCAACUAAUACAUUUUCAUGAAUCAGAAGUGUCAAACUAUUCAACCUUAUUGUUAAGCGAAGACAAAGAUGUUCUGUAUGUAGGAGCCAGAGAAGUGAUCUUUGCAUUAAACUCGCUGAAUAUUGCUGAAAAGCAGCAUGAGUUACACUGGAAGGUCACUGAAGAUAAAAGAAUUAAAUGUGCCGUCAAGGGCAAAUCAGAACAGACAGAGUGCCGUAAUUAUGUGCGUGUCUUACAACAACUGAAUGAAACUUUUCUCUACGUAUGUGGAACUAAUGCAUUUCAGCCAACGUGUGAUUAUCUGAAUUUGAUUUCAUUUGAGCUUGGAGGUAAAAAUGAAGAUGGUAAAGGUAGAUGUCCAUUUGACCCUGCUCAGAGCUACACAUCUGUUAUGGUUGAUGAGGAGCUUUAUUCUGGGACUUCUUAUAAUUUCUUGGGAAGUGAACCUAUUAUUUCACGAAACUCUCAUCAGAGUCCUUUGAGAACAGAAUAUGCAAUACCUUGGCUUAAUGAGCCCAAUUUUGUUUUUGCUGAUGUGAUUAGAGCAGAUCAAAACAGCACAGAUGGAGAAGAUGACAAGAUAUACUUCUUUUUCACUGAAGUGUCUGUGGAGUAUGAGUUUGUUGGAAAGCUGAUGAUUCCAAGAAUAGCUAGAGUGUGUAAGAGGGACCAGGGAGGAUUAAGGACUUUGCAGAAAAAAUGGACUUCCUUUCUCAAGGCCAGACUGAUUUGUACCAUACCCGAUAAGAAUUUAAUCUUCAAUAUUAUCAAUGAUGUUUUUAUUCUGAAGUCUCCAAGUCUGAAGGAACCAGUAAUCUAUGGAGUUUUUACUCCACAACUUAAUAAUGUGGGUCUGUCAGCAGUGUGUGCAUACAAUCUGUCUACUGUAGAAGAAGUUUUCUCAAAAGGAAAAUAUAUGCAGAGUGCUACAGUAGAACAGUCUCAUACAAAGUGGGUACGCUACAAUGGGGAAAUUCCUAAUCCUCGACCUGGGGCGUGUAUAAACAACAAAGCUGGAGCAUCAAGCUACAUGAGUUCUUUGAACUUACCGGACAAAACAUUGCAGUUUGUUAAAGAUCAUCCUCUAAUGGAUGAUUCAGUGACCCCAAUGGGAGACAGACCCCGCCUAGUAAAACGAGAUGUAAAGUACACCCAGAUUGUAGUAGACAGAGUCAGAGCACUCAGUGGUACCAUACAUGAUGUUAUGUUCAUCAGUACAGAUCAAGGAGCCCUGCACAAAGCUAUCAGCUGUGAAAACGGAAUGCAUAUUAUUGAAGAAACACAGCUUUUCCCAAACUUUGAGCCAGUCCAAACUCUCUUGCUUUCAUCCAAAAAAGGCAAAAGAUACCUCUAUGCUGGUUCAAAUUCUGGGGUGGUUCAGUCUCCUGUGGCAUUCUGCGACAAGUAUACCACUUGUGUGGACUGUGUUUUAGCCAGGGAUCCCUACUGUGCUUGGAAACCCCUUGAAGCUUCCUGUGUUGAAAUUCUUAAAGAAAGUGAAAUUGAAAGGAGCUGGAUUCAGAACAUAAGUGGAGAUGCUUCUUCUUGUUCUGAUAAAGUAAGAGAGAAUUCUCUACAGCAUACAUUCAAGCAUGGGAGCACAGCAGAACUCAAAUGUUCUCAAAAGUCCAAUCUGGCACAGGUAGUUUGGAAGUUCAAGGAUGACGUACUGAAAGUGGAGAGCCCCAAAUACCGUCUGCUGGAAAAGGCGCUGCUCAUCUUCAAUUUAUCAGAGGGAGACAGCGGCGUUUAUCAGUGUUUGUCAGAAGAAAAAGUGAAGAAUAAGAAAUUUUCUCAAGUGCUGGCUAAGCACGUUUUGGAACUGAAAAAAAUCCAGCAUACUACAGUGGGGCCAACUGUGGCAGCUGCGGCGACAGAAGGUAAUAGCGAUGUACCAAAAGUGUCAGCUGUAUCAACUGAAAGGUCUCCUACUCAGACCUCGACCACUCAGAGUAUGCCAGUAACAACAGCAAGGAUAAUAACAAAGCCAAUUGGCCCUGUGCUAACAAGUGCAGCCUCCAACUCGGAGAUCUUCAAUUUGAUUCCUGAUGCAGUCCCAGAAAAGACAAUGUUCCUAAAGUCAAAUGAUAACUUCCUUUUAAUGUUCCUCUUUUUGUUCUUUUUCAUUCUCUUCUUGUGUCUGCUCUCCUACAACUGUUACAAAGGGUAUUUGCCAGGCCAGUGCUUGAAAUUCCGCUCUGUUAUGUUGCUUGGUAAGAAAAAAACAAAGUCAGAUUUUUCUGAUUGCGAGCAAAGCGUGAAAGAAACCCUGGUGGAGCAAGGUAGCAUCAGCCACCAGAACGGGGAGCAGCCGAAGCCGGCCCACGAUACCGGGUAUGAGACCGAGCCGGACUGCGGGAAUGGCCAGGUCCAACCCAGCGAUCCGCAGGCCUCACGAGAAGUCAAGGACAAACCUUUCGAUGUCAAGUGUGAACUAAAAUACGCCGACUCGGACGCAGAGGGUGAUUGAAGGCGACCAUCUUCCGACUUAAUAACAAAAUCAACUGUGGUCCUUGCAGCUAACUAUUAAGCUGAGCGAGCGUGGGUGUGACAGCUGAGCCAGAGAAGGUUAUAUGUGCUUAAGCUAUUCAGCAAGCCAAUUUCCUUGCAAAUCUCAGCAGAUUAGAAAAGCGAUGUUUUUGUCUGCAGAUCAUAGCAUCUUGUAUUGUACCGUCGUCUUUUUUUUUUUUUCUUUAAAUGGCCAGUUUCAGAUCCCCAUUUGUUUGUUCCCAAGACUUUUUUUUUCCCCCAGAGUGCUUCACUCUGGCGAAUAGUUACUCAUUCUUUGACCCGAUUCUUCCACUGAAUGAAAGUAACUUUCUAAUUCAGUUGGCUUUAAAAAGUACUUCAGUCUGCACGUAUUUUAGCUGCCGUUAAAAAGAAUAUCUAGUUUCAUUUUAAUUCCAAAUUGGAAAUUAAAGUUUAGUUUAUCAGAUUGGUAAAUUAUAGACUUUUGUCCAGAUUGGGACAUUUUUUUUUCUUCGCUUCUAGUGGUUAUUUUUAGUUUGUGUGUUGGCAUACUAGGUCUCUUUUAGUUAGUUAUAUAUUUUUUUAACUGCUUUUAAAGUGUUUCUUAGAUUUUAAUGCAUAAGGGGAUAGGUUUGGCUUGAUUUAUGUAAGACUCAGGGAUAAUAUUGUUUAAAGGCUUUUUUUCUUUGAGGCUUUUUAGAAAUUUAGGUACAAUAAUAAUAAUUGGUUCAAAAUAUUUGGACUGGAGUAAGUGGGGGAGGAAAGGAAUCAGAGAUAUAUUUUUUUUUUCUUCUUCUUCUUCCUUAAUCAGCAAGGUGGACAUAAUCACAUUUUGUCUUCUAUACAGAACUGGAUAUUUUGAGGUUUUUUUGUUUAGUUUUUUUAAUGAAACGGUACAGGCAAGCAGCUGUCACGUAGCUACGACACCCAAGAGAGGGUUUUGCACUGUGGAAGCGAAGCAGGAGUUGAGAAGAAUUCACUACGAUAAUUCAAUUAGUAACUUGCUGGAAUGGACUGUUAGGAUACAGCCUGAUAAGAAAACAUUGCAGUUGGGUUUUUUGUUUUUUCUCUUUUUCCAGAUUCAGAAAUAACUCGGCUUCUUUUUGUGACAAAUCUUUGCGACGUCACCCUUUCUGGAUGACAUCUACCAAUCUCCUAUGCAACUGGAGUCUGAAACUGGAGCUGCUCAAACAAUCAGUCACUCAAACUGUUCAUGUGAAUCAUGCCUGCAAAAGUGAAAAUGUGCAUUUGUUCUAAGCCUGGUUCACAGCAGCACUGUUUGUCUGUAAAAGCAUUUUGUGCGGUACAGUCCUGAAGAAUUGUUCCUCUCACUGCAUCUUUUCUGUAAAUAUUACUAGAAGUAGAGUAUGUUUUAACAGUAAAUAGCAGUAUGCCUGGGCUGCUUUUCUAUGUUGGAAGUUUCAUGCAACCAUAACUUUUGACCAUCUUAGUGCAAACAGUUUAUAAGAUUCAGUUUGGUUUUAUUUUUCUAUUUUUAAUUAUGUAAAUAUAA
Messenger RNA from Rhea pennata, 4637 nucleotides. RefSeq names its product semaphorin 4D (gene SEMA4D). Gene Ontology annotation, cellular component: plasma membrane. The transcript has 17 exons. Gene Ontology annotation, biological process: ossification involved in bone maturation; negative chemotaxis; semaphorin-plexin signaling pathway. The record is from RefSeq and is a predicted model, not a curated record. Gene Ontology annotation, molecular function: chemorepellent activity; semaphorin receptor binding. NCBI's taxonomy places the organism in Eukaryota, Metazoa, Chordata, Aves, Rheiformes, Rheidae. The coding region runs from base 558 to 3125 and encodes 855 amino acids.